Molecule: messenger RNA, 747 nt
Organism: Adineta steineri
Lineage: Eukaryota; Metazoa; Rotifera; Eurotatoria; Adinetida; Adinetidae
Source: the annotation of a GenBank genome assembly
AUGACGAUCAUGGAAUGUGCUGGUUGUACAUUAAUUGCAUAUGGUGUACCAUUUUCAAUGUUUGUAUUUACAAUUGCACAUCAUCCAUUUCGUAUAAUUAUUUCAAUGACAAGUGCAUUUUUUUGGCUUAUAUCAUUACUUGUAUCAUCAUUACUUUGGUUUGCUGUAGUACCAUUACGUAAUCAACUUGCUUUUGCAGUACCAUUUGCUGUUAUAUUUCAAGAAAUAUUUCGAUAUUUAUUCUAUCGUGUUAUUAAAAAAGCAGAAUUUGCUUUACAAAAAGUACAAAUGCAAGAAUUAACAGAUAAAGGAAUGGUAUUUGAUCGAUUUGCUGUUGCUUAUGCUGCAGGAUAUGGUUUCGGUUUCAUUAGUGGAACAUUUGCUAUUGUUAAUGUGCUUAGCGAUAUGAUUGGUCCUGGAACAAUUGGUAUAUUUGGACAUUCGCAAGAUUUUUUUAUUGCUACAGCUUUUCUAACAUUAUGCAUAAUUCUUCUGAAUACAUUCUGGGGUGUUAUUUUCUUUACAUCACUUGACAAAGGUGGUAUUCAUCGACUUAUUGGACCAGGAAUUGUUGUUCUUACACACAUGCUUUUUUCCUGUAUUACAUUAUUAAAUCGUAAAUCACAACCACUUUAUUCAGUAUCACUUGCUGUUGGUUAUUCUCUAUUAAUUGGCAUGAUUAUAUAUACAUUAAUGUUACGUGGAUUUACAAUAAAUAAUAUUCGUCAACGAAUGAAUCGAGAUUAA